This is a messenger RNA of Puccinia graminis f. sp. tritici CRL 75-36-700-3, 1539 nucleotides long. RefSeq lists its product as uncharacterized. Bases 1 to 1539 code for a protein of 512 amino acids. The record is from RefSeq and is a predicted model, not a curated record. Lineage: Eukaryota; Fungi; Basidiomycota; Pucciniomycetes; Pucciniales; Pucciniaceae. The transcript is spliced from 14 exons.
AUGGAAAUUGCUGGUGUAGCAGGAGCAAUCGCAACUGGCCAAGCAGUCCAUAACGCCGCCGCUGCACGCGAAGGAGCAGCUGCCCUCGCAGUGUCCAAUACUGCCAAUGAUUUGGGCAAGGCUACAGCAACAGUCGACGCCAUGGGUCCAGCCAAGCUGCAAAGGACGACCUCAUCCCCCGGCGAUCUAGAGCUAUUCAAGAGCGAUAUUCAUCGAAGUGACGACAUUGAAUUCCAGGAUGCACAUAGUGACUUCCCCGGCCACAAAAAAACCCUUUCACUCGAUAACAGUUUGACCCAAAAUCCCAAAACCCUUGAAUCCCAAGGAAGCACGUUCGAGUACGCCGUUAACAAGAAUGAGGACCUUGUCAAGCCUCCCUUUCUUCACAAACACAAAGCCAAGCAGCUUUCAACUGGGCACGAUACAUUAGAUCCCAACGGGGCUUCAACAUCGCACUCUACUCAGCAAAAGCCGAAUGAAGUUUUCCGUCCACCGACUGAGACCACUCCAAACCCGGCCCCACCCCAGCCCGAACUGAACAAGGGAGACGUGCAAAACCCACAUGCGCCAGGCCAACCUGAAAUUUCCAACGCGCCAAAAGCACUAGAUCAGUCCGCCGAUCCAAACAGACUUCAAGGCUUAGAUUCCAACCCCGCCAAAGAAUACGGCAAGUCCAAGUCCGCCCUUGUAACGGGCGAGCCUACCCACCCGGCAGACUUUCAACGAUUUAAUUCGUUAAGACCGACCGAUCAAUACACCCCCGUGAACAAAGUGGAGUUGGCCAACUCUGCCAAAGCAUUAGAACAGACCCCGAAACCUGCUGGUGUCCCUCUCAAUCCCGAAGCAGCCACUGUGAAGCCUAGCACACGUGAAUUAUUCCGUCAACAGUGGAAAGACACCUAUCAACCCCGUUACAAAAAAUUCAUCUCCCUAUUCGUCAGGAAACGAACCUCGAAACCCACUGGCGUAGAAGUAGCCAAGAUGGAAGUCCCGCGGGAGACUCCCAAAUCGUUGACGCAUGAUUCAGCACCACGCCCCCCUUCAACUGAGCAAGUACCAAGGCCAUCCACGGAAACGCCCAACGAUCUCUCUGCUGCACCAUCAAAUCACCUGUCCACUGAGACGCCAAAGCCAGUCAAUCCAGCAGAUCCCAAGGCCAUCUCAGCUGAGGCAGAAAAGGCGGCCCCGCGUACUUGGAGGCAGUAUUUCGCCGAAAAGCACAAAGAAUUCAAAUCCCAGAUUGUGGCAGCAAAACCAGCUACUGAAACGGCCUCCACAGCUUCCCGUGCAGCACCUGAGACCCUAGAGUCGGUGGAACAGACAAAGUCGCCAAUAAGGAAGAUUUGGGAAAAAUUCUUCUCUCAAAAAGCACCGAAUAAAGAACAAACUAAAGCAUCAAGAUUCGCUGCCUUCAAGCGGUACUUUACUGGUGACUACUGGAAGAAACUCGCCUUCUGGAGAAAACCCGCGAACCUCCGCAAACCAGCUGCACCAACUGAUGCUCAAGUCGCCCCAGAAGCGACCCAGCACGCCGCCUGA